Molecule: messenger RNA, 871 nt
Organism: Trematosphaeria pertusa
Lineage: Eukaryota; Fungi; Ascomycota; Dothideomycetes; Pleosporales; Trematosphaeriaceae
Exons: 1
Coding region: 139-687 (182 amino acids)
Source: RefSeq, a predicted model, not a curated record
UGGUCGCACGCUCCCCUGUUCAGCUCCAUAGCCAGCCUAGCCCUGCGCGCCUCGUCUGCCCCAAACCGACUUCGACCCCUCCGGUAAGCGCAUACGGUGUGAGUUGUCGCUCGUUACGGCGGGCGGACAGCAAGAACAAUGGAGCCUAACUGGGUUCUUGGGAAAAUGACGUCUUGUCUGAUUAGGGCUAUAUGGAGGAUGCUGCGUUGGAAGGCAACGCGACAACGUCGUAACCAACAGGUCCACGCGGCCGCCGUUCGAUCUGGCAGCAUUCUCCGAAAUCCGCGUUGCAGACUAUGUCGCCCAGUCGAGCUCGUACACCAAAUGCGCUCGCUCAUCAUCCCGUCCCGUAGACACCGGCUUAAUCCCGGGUUUGCAGCGAGAAUUGCGUGCAAGGACAAGCGGUUAGAGUCGAGAAGAGAUGUAGAUCCAUCUUCUCCCUUGUCGUUUACCCCAAUUUUGCAGCUACCCCCAACAUACAAGUUACGUGGUCCUAUAUCCUGUGCACAUGUCCAACCCGGGUAUACUGGCUGCUCUCAAGAUACCACCAAAGGAAGGCCAAAGAGGAAAGACGACACGGACAGCUUUUGUUCUGGACAGGCAGGCAGCGAUCAUUUUCCUAGCGAAGAGCAUUCAGACUUCCUAAUAUAUGUACAGUAUACGCGGCUGCGGUGCUCGAGCUGGUGAUAACUCUUCUGCGGUUGCGACGUAGAAUUGUAAUUCUGAGGCCUGUUCAGCUAGCAAUUCUCUUCCUGCACACUGCACAGUGCUUCCGCGCCCCAAAUACUUCCUAAGCAUUGCCACGGAGGUGCGCAGAUCUGGGCUAGCGUCCCAUCUAGGGACAAAAAGGGCUCCACAGCGGGGAAUCGAA